CGUCAUCUCGCGGUACAAGUAGGACCCACCCACCCACCGACCCGCGUGCAGCAAGGCCGUGUGCGCUCUUGCCACCCACCACCCUCCACGUCCCACACGCGUGUGCCCUCCUCAGUCUCCAUCACCACCGCGUCUCUGCGGGUCUCACGCACGCAACGCGAAGCGACCAACCAAAUGGCGGCGCUGCGCAAAGGAUUCACGGCCUCGGCUCUGGGGCGACUGCCUCUGCUCAAGGUCGCCCCGGCCGCAGCAGCCAGGGCGAGCUCAUGGUGGGCAAAUGUGGAGAUGGGACCCCCCGACCCUAUCCUGGGAGUGACGGAGGCCUUCAAGCGCGACACCAACCCCAAGAAGAUCAAUCUGGGUGUCGGCGCCUACCGUGACGACAAUGGCAAACCAUUUGUCCUGCCGUCGGUCCGAAAGGCUGAGGCCAUCCUGGAUGGGAAGAAGCAGGACAAGGAGUACCUGCCCAUCGGGGGCCUCGCCGAAUUCACCAAGGCCUCUGCGGAGCUGGCCCUGGGGCAGGACAGCGAGGUCAUCAAGAGUGGCCGAUACAUCACAGUUCAGUGCAUCUCUGGGACUGGCAGCCUGCGUGUGGGCGGAGUAUUCAUGUCGCGCUUCCACCAGGCCAGCCACGACGUGUUCCUGCCCAAGCCAUCGUGGGGGAACCACACACCCAUCUUCCGUGACAGCGGCUUGCAGCUCAAGGCGUACCGCUACUACGACCCUAGCACCUGCGGAUUUGACUUUUCUGGGGCACUUGAUGACAUCUCGAAAAUCCCGGAGAAGAGCAUCAUCCUGUUCCACGCGUGCGCGCACAAUCCCACGGGCGUGGAUCCCAAACCCGAGCAGUGGAAGGAAAUUGCUGCCGUCGUGAAGAAGAGGAGCCUUUUCCCGUUCUUCGACAUGGCGUACCAGGGUUUUGCAAGCGGAGACACCAACCGUGAUGCCUGGGCCGUGCGCUACUUCCUGGAGCAAGGUCACAACAUUGCGCUCUGCCAGUCUUACGCCAAGAACAUGGGCCUCUACGGCGAGCGCAUUGGUGCCUUCACCAUGGUGUGUACGGAUGCUGAAGAGGCCAAGCGUGUGGAGUCUCAGCUGAAGAUCCUCAUCCGCCCCAUGUAUUCCAACCCCCCGCUCACCGGAGCGCGACUGGCCGCCACCAUCAUGAACACCCCCGACCUUCGCAAGGAGUGGCUGGUGGAGCUGAAGGGCAUGGCUGACCGCAUCAUUGGCAUGCGCAGUCAGCUGGUCAAUGACUUGAAGAAGGAGGGUUCCACACACAACUGGCAGCACAUCACAGACCAGAUCGGCAUGUUCUGCUUCACGGGCCUCAAGCCUGAGCAGGUGGAACGCCUGAUGAAAGAGUUCUCCGUGUACAUGACCAAGGACGGCCGCAUCUCCAUCGCUGGCCUGAGCUCUGGGAACGUGGGCUACCUGGCGCAUGCCAUCCACCAGGUCAGCAAGUGAGCAGCCGAGGAGAAGCAAGCCCCAGCAACGCCAGGGCCCAUCUGUCUGCACCCACAGCACCUUCUAGUACAUGCGACAUCGUGAAAUACUACCCAUCGUGGGAAUAUUUACCUGCUCUUAUGGCAACAGGGAUGGCAAAUGCAGAAAUAGUAUUUUUGAUGAAAUUGGAUUAGCAGAGCUCAUUUUAAGUCGAUUACCAACAUUUCAGUAAUUUCAUUGUUGAAGCUGACAGAAUCUUGUGAAAAAGGGUAGGGGGGGUGAGGAUGCAUUUGAUCUUAAACACGGGUGGGAGGUUUUGUUCGUGACGAGGCAAUUAAAAUUAAAUGGCAAAUGCUUGUAAACUCUGUCGCACUUAAGUUGGCAAUGAGUAAUCAGUCCAGCCACUUUCAAAAGAUUAAACUUAAGCUAUAAUUAUUUGUGUAGUGUGCUAUAAUACAUCGGUGUGAUGUAGAUACCAAAACAAUAAAGAAUUGCUGAUCAUAA
This is a messenger RNA of Lethenteron reissneri (Far Eastern brook lamprey), 1950 nucleotides long. It is a transcript of the gene GOT2, whose product is annotated as glutamic-oxaloacetic transaminase 2. Lineage: Eukaryota; Metazoa; Chordata; Hyperoartia; Petromyzontiformes; Petromyzontidae. Gene Ontology annotation, cellular component: mitochondrion. Gene Ontology annotation, molecular function: pyridoxal phosphate binding; L-aspartate:2-oxoglutarate transaminase activity. Gene Ontology annotation, biological process: biosynthetic process; L-aspartate catabolic process. The record is from RefSeq and is a predicted model, not a curated record.